This is a messenger RNA of Wyeomyia smithii (pitcher-plant mosquito), 978 nucleotides long. RefSeq names its product thialysine N-epsilon-acetyltransferase-like. Lineage: Eukaryota; Metazoa; Arthropoda; Insecta; Diptera; Culicidae. The record is from RefSeq and is a predicted model, not a curated record. Bases 197 to 790 code for a protein of 197 amino acids. The transcript has 3 exons. Gene Ontology annotation, molecular function: N-acetyltransferase activity.
GUCGGGUUGAUGGCUCCGUAUAUAACGAACUACACAGCUGACAAUUCAUUGAUUAGAUAAAAGCUUCCCUCGCAAGGCACAGAUAACAAUAGGAGCAGAGACGCUACUCAAUCAAUUUGGCAGCACAUGCUAAGUUGCAGUAAAUCAGUCGUGAAUAACCCGAGUUCGCUGCAUCAUCUAAUAGUAGAAUAGCGCAAUGGCAGUUUAUCAGCAUGCAAGUGUUCGUAAAGCUGUUAAGAAAGAUCUAGGUGCCAUAGUUGAGAUGAUACAAGAACUAGCCGAUUUUGAAGGAAUGUCCGACGGCCCAAAACUAACUAUUCAAGACUUGCUGCGUGAUGGAGGAUUCGAUGAUGGAGUAUCGUCGAAUAGCGUUCCUAUAUUCCACAGUUUCGUACUCGAACUGACGGAACAAAUCCGAACCGAGGAUAAUAAAGGAAAAAUAACGUCAUGCUCAUCUAAUGACGAACCUUUGACCCGCACUACAUUAAUUGGGUACGCAAUCUGCUUCUACUCGUACUCCACAUGGCAGGGUAAAUCCUUUUUCCUAGAGGACAUUUACAUCAAACCAAACUAUCGCAAACGUGGUUACGGAGAGCUUCUAUUCAAAACGGUGGCUCAACAUGCGCUGGAAAAUGGCUGUAAGCGGUUAGAUUUCCAUGUGCUGGCAUGGAAUCCAGCUAAAUACUUUUACAAUCGUAUGGGAGCCGAAAAUUUAACAGAAAGUGAACAAUGGGAAUUUUACCGUCUGCCAGUGGAAAAAAUGGAUGCACUUACCAAAAACGAUUUCUAGCGGUAGUAAACCACUGAACAGUUGAGAAUAGAGAAAAAUUUUACUCCUAGUAAUUAGAACGCGCUAUACAUUAUAACUUAACAAGUAUCCAAAUAAAGAACAAGUAUGCUGACACCGCAUAAGGAAUUGUGGGUAAAAUGCUACCAGAUAAGUGAUUCGAAAAAGUUCAAUAAACUGAUAACAACAAA